AUGACCUCCCUCGACGCGAGUGCAGCACACCCGAGCCUCGCUAGCAUGCGGCUGGGUGAGGUCGCCGCAAACAGACAGAUCCUUUCGCUUCCGGUCCUCGCUCUGUUGAUAUACAUUUUCUACCAGCGAUACUUUUCGCCGCUGUCCAAGGUUCCGGGUCCGUUUCUGGCAUCUUUUACCAACCUGUGGUGGCUGUCUACUGUGUUGAAGGAAGAACAGCAUCUGGAUUGUCUUCGACUUCACAGAGGGUAUGGUCCAUUCGUGCGGAUUGGUCCCAACCAGGUUAUGAUCGCUGACCCCGAAACCUUCAAGAAGAUCUAUGGGGCGGGUAACAAUUUCCAGAAAUCCGACUUCUAUAAGCCGUUCAAGGCGAAGUUGAAGUGGAGCCUCACGGCCGAGACAGACGGGCAUGUGCACAGCCAGAAUCGCCGAAUGGUCAGUAGGCCAUACUCGAUGGAUUCAAUCAGGAGCCUAGAAGGAUUUGUAGAUCAGGUCAUUGAGCAUUUCCUCGAAAAGAUGAAAUCCUUGACUAUUAGGCCGUUCGAUCUGGGCGAAUGGUUGGCGUUGUUUGCCAUCGGUAAUAUCACUGAAAUCAGCUUCGCCAAGAGCUUCAACUACCUGGACAAGGGUGACGCGGAUGGCAUACUCGCGCUGUCCAAGGUGGUGUUCGCCAGCGCCAACUGGGUGGGCGUCGUGCCGUGGGUGUACCGAAUCCACCAUCUGACCUCGGACUGGACGGGCAACUGGCUCGGGGUGACGAUGCGCAGCAUCAAAUUCCGCGCCCUGGCGCAGAAGAAGGUCCAAGAGCACCAGCUGCUGCGGGACGAGAACGAAGACCACAGGUCCAUUCUGGGGAACCUGCAGGACUUGAGAAGGAAGAAACCCGACGAGUUCUCCGAAUACGCCAUGACGUCCGCCCUGACCAGCAACAUCUUCGCAGGCUCCGACACCACGGCUAUUGCCCUGCGCGCGAUGAUUUACAACCUGCUCAGCCACCCUUCGUGCCUGGAGCGGUUCCUGCAUGAGCUGAAGGAGAGACAGAUGAUGGGCGAGAUCAGCGACCCGAUCCGCUUCCACGAGGCCGAAGCAUGGCCAUUUCUCCAGGCCAUCAUGUACGAAUCUCUACGCCUGCAUCCGCCCUUUGCCGCUCCUCUGCCCAGGGUCGUCCCUCAGGGUGGCCUGGUUGUGAAAGAUGUCUUCCUUCCAGCCGGAACCGUCGUGGGAACAAACGCCUGGGCGAUCCACCGUCGCUCCGAGAUCUUUGGCGACAAUGUCGAUGAAUUUUGCCCGGAGAGAUGGAUGGACCCGGCGACAAAGAGCGAACUGCAGCGCUAUUUCUUCGCCUUCGGCGGCGGAGCUCGGACGUGCCUUGGUAGAAGUGAGCAUUCCUUUCCCGCUCGGUAUGAAAGAGGCAUGAGCUAA
Molecule: messenger RNA, 1422 nt
Organism: Cladophialophora bantiana CBS 173.52
Lineage: Eukaryota; Fungi; Ascomycota; Eurotiomycetes; Chaetothyriales; Herpotrichiellaceae
Exons: 6
Coding region: 1-1422 (473 amino acids)
Molecular function (GO): heme binding; monooxygenase activity; iron ion binding
Source: RefSeq, a predicted model, not a curated record